Messenger RNA from Tilletiaria anomala UBC 951, 2805 nucleotides. Its product is annotated as WD40 repeat-like protein. Gene Ontology annotation, molecular function: nucleosome binding; protein binding. The transcript is spliced from 5 exons. Bases 1 to 2805 code for a protein of 934 amino acids. Gene Ontology annotation, biological process: chromatin remodeling; DNA-templated transcription; regulation of DNA-templated transcription. The record is from RefSeq and is a predicted model, not a curated record. Lineage: Eukaryota; Fungi; Basidiomycota; Exobasidiomycetes; Georgefischeriales; Tilletiariaceae. Gene Ontology annotation, cellular component: nucleus; HIR complex.
AUGGUCAGCGCCACAGGAGGCGGGAGCUCGAACGUGAUUGUCGUCCCAGCAUCAGCCGGUAAUCCAGAAGAUGGCACAACAGCUACCGAAGAGAAGGAAGGGCGUAGGAAACGAGGAACUAUCUUUUCUGUUCACGUGCAUCCAGACGGAACUCGCCUUGCGACGGCCGGGCUGGACAUGAAGAUCAAGAUUUGGAACACGGAGCCAAUCUUGAAUCCAGACUGGGAAGAAGACAGAAAGAAGCACAAGCUGUUAGCCACGCUUGCACGACAUACAGGAUCUGUUUUAGUAGUGCGAUGGUCCAACUCCGGACGUUAUCUGGCUUCCGGCUCGGACGACACCAUUGCGCUCAUUUGGGAAUGGGACCGCACGACCCAGCAGUUCUUCCCCGCCACUGCGCCAAGCAAUUCCAUAGGUACUGCCGCAGCUGCUGCCGCAGCUGCUUCCUUGGACGGACCCUCUAUCGAGAAUUGGCGACCAGUGCGCCGUCUUGCGGGGCAUACAUCAGAUGUGGUUGACCUCGCAUGGGCUCCCUCCGAUCUCUAUUUGGCGACUGUUUCGCUAGACUCUGUCGUCAUUGUUUACAAUGGCCGCACUUUCGAUCGUCUACGCAGAAUCGAUGGUCACGCAGGUUUCAUCAAGGGCGUCUGCUUCGAUCCGGUAGGACAGUACAUGGCAACCGCUUCGGAUGACAAGAGCUUGAAGGUCUGGCGCACUGCAGACUGGACGUGCCACAAGACGGUGACCGCGCCCUUUGAGGGCAGUCCGUCUAGCACUUUCUUCCGUCGGCCGAGUUGGAGCCCCGACGGCGCACACAUACUUUGCGCAAAUGCAAUGAGUGGGCCCGUCUUUGUCAGCAGCGUGGUCGAACGCGAAUCGUGGAGCUCAGAUAUUUCGCUUGUCGGGCAUGAGAACUGUGUCGCCGUCGCAGCUUUUUCCCCGAAUCUCUUCCGCGGCAUCUCGGAUGACGGUAGCUCUUCCCAUGCAUCACUCAUGGCCCUCGGCUCGCUUGAUCAGAGCGUCAGUGUUUGGCUCACAGGCCUCAGCAAGCCCCUGCUCGUCGCGCGGGAUGUUUUCGAGCGGCAAGUCAUGGACCUCAGUUGGAGCGCCAACGGGCUUACUCUGUACGCCUGCUCGGCCGAUGGAAGUGUCGCCGCGUUCGUCUUUGACGCCAAGGAGGUCAGCGAACCUGCGCCGCCUGCAGAGCUGGCGCGAGCCAAGGCCAACUGGGGGUAUCGGCCAACCGCGGUGCAGGCCACCAUGCUUUCGAGCAGCUCACAAAGUAUGCCGACUGGCACGAGUGGCAAGCCGAAUCUGCUGACCGUACGCAAAGGCAAAGGCGUGAACCAAUCACAAGCUGGCGAGCGUGCAGGACAGAAUGCCGGCAGCGACGGAAAGAAGAGCAUUAGGCCGGCGCAGGAGAAUGGUGACGAGCACCACGACUACGGCGCCGGUGGGAUCGUCAUACCAUCUCAGAAGGAUGGCAAUAACCAGUGUGGAGAUGCGAGCAUGUUCGGAAUAUCACCAUCGGAUGCGACACCCUCCAAACGCCGCAUUUCAAGCUUGGAAGAAGACCUCGAGCCGUUGAUGCGCAGCAACAAGCGUUCAAAGGACACGGGCAAGAAUCUGGGUAGUGAAUUGGCGCACCGUGCACGUGCACUUCGCAGACAGCUUGCCUCUGGGAGAUUUGAUGACGACGAAGCUCGACCGGCGGAGGAUCCCUCAGGCAGCGACUGGCGCGCAAAUACGCCAUAUGCCAAGUGGCUGCCUUCUCCGCCUUCGAUGACAUGCUUCACCCGUGAACAGCGCAAUCUCACGCUCGAGUGCCGGAAUUCGAGUCGAUCGGCUGAACCAAGUGAGAUCGCAAUGCUGCAAGAUGGAAAGAUCUGCUGGGUCGACUGGACGCCAUCGGUAGUCACUACGGGAACGUGCAAUGAGGCAUUUUCCGCCGUCGCGCUUGAGGACUCAAGUGUUGUUGUGCACUCCUCCCGUGGCCGACGGCUCGGAUUGUUGCGACUGCCGUCGCCUUGUGUCCAGGUGGAGAGCAGCUCAAAUGUGCUCAUGAUGCUCACCGCCGAUGGUCUGCUUCGCCGGAUCGGCUAUCCAGAGCUCAAAGAACUGCAUCCACCCAUGACAAUUCACAACAUCAUCAAGAGCGCGGACGACAUCGAAGAAUUGUGGCUACAGUCGAAUGGCGUACCCGUUCUCAUCUGUCGAACACGCGAAGAAGCGCUCGUGCUGGACACGGCCCUCAUGAGCUGGGUCAGUGUCUCGAGCGGCUUUUUCGCAGAUUGUUCACCUUUCUGGGAAUCCCGCUUGCGCGGUCGCGACUACUCGGCAAGCCGCGAAAGUUUGGCGUCGAGCCGUGAUCCGGUGCGAAAUAUCGAAGCACUCGUCAACCAGCUCGUCAUGAAGAGGCCGAUUGAAGAGGGACUGCUCAGAUACGGCGAGCCGAAGGAUGUUGGACACGCAGCCAUCUUCAAGACCUCCUGCGGGCUGAGGCAUCUUGAAGGGAGGAUGCAAGCUGCCAUCCUGUUAGAUAGCGCUUUGGAGUACAAGGCGACGCUGCUGGCGUAUGCGAAAAAGCUGUCCGAAGACGGGGUGAAGAACCUGGCAGAGGACCUGAUCAAGAGCUUGUUGGGACCGGUUUAUUACAAGCCUGAUAGCACUCCAUCGUGGAACCCACACGUGCUAGGCUACAAGAAGCGGGAGCUGCUAGCAGAAGUUCUUGCUGUACUUGGCAAAGGACGACAUCUCAAUGCACUCGUUUGUAGCUAUCAAGAAAUCCUCAGAGCGCUGCAGUGA